UUUUAGGCUACACCAAGAUAUAGCAGGCAGGAUACAAAGUAACAGUCAAACACAAUCUUCGUUUUGGACGAAAGCACAAAGUAAACACAUCGGUUACCACCACAUAUAAACAUAUGCAGCACCACUGCCUAAAAUUGUGCUUCUUUAUGAAUGAAUAUCCUUGGAGAUUUUACUCUGUAUGAUACAUUUAGCUCUUUUAUGGAUAAUACAGAAUAAGACAAUUCCCAAGGUGCAACACAUUACAGUACUCUCUCCCUCCUCUGAAAGCUAUUGGAUCAUUUGACAGCAGAGAGAAAAAUUGAAUAAUGGUGUCCGAGUUCCUGCAUGGCCACUUUUAAUGAGGCCUAUUUCGUAUAGGGAAAUGUCAUCCCUGUUAAGAGAAGAUAUGCAGAAGAGGUUGUUUUGGCCAGAGGGACAGACGCUGAAAAACUUCAUCGAGAUCGAAGAGCCAACUCAGUGCAGGCAUUUCCUCUGUGUCUCAGUGUUGAAGAAUAAGGAGGUCCAGCUGUGUGUGGUACAAUGCCAGAAGCGUCAAUCGUCUGACUCAAAAAGGUUCAAACGCUCUCAUUUGGUGGACUCCUAUCAGAAGACUGAGGUGUGGCCACUGGACGAGCUGGUGUUGCUCGAUGGAAGGAACCCCGACAUAGAUGACCCCUGCUUCCUGAUGCAUUUUGGUACAGUCCGCUUUGUGCAGGCAAUCAACUGUGCAGCCAAGUACUCCAUGGCCCGCUGCCUGGCGGCCUUGAGUGUCUCCCACUACCAGACGCCCCUGGCGCUCAAGAACUUUGAUGAGACAUACAUUGAGCCGGCCGUCAAUGCCUCCGAGCAAGGGGACUGCACCCCGCUCAUGCAGGUCUGCUUCUACGCCUUCAACCUGGUGUGGCUCUCGAUGUGCCCUGCUCCAUGAUCAUGGCACCAGCAGAGGAGGGAUGCAUGUGGAAUUCUCAGAGCAACUGCCACUUUUUGAAUAGAAUUCUAGAACUGUGCUGAUUGUCUUCUACACACUCAACCUGUUCUGGAUCUUCUCUCUCUCCUGCUCUGUUGUGCCUUAGACAUGGCACUACUCCGGACAUUGCAACUGGACACAACUGUACAUACUGCAUUCUUUUCACACGGGUUCACCUGUCAUGUGCUGUAUCACUCAUUUCUGUGGAUCUGGUUUCUACAUCCCACUGUUGGCACACGAGUGCCUCGACUCCUUAGUGACACAGUGCAGAACAAUGUGCAUUUUAUUAUUAGUUUAUUCAUCUUGUUGUGUUGUAGG
Molecule: messenger RNA, 1264 nt
Organism: Engraulis encrasicolus (European anchovy)
Lineage: Eukaryota; Metazoa; Chordata; Actinopteri; Clupeiformes; Engraulidae
Gene: exoc1l
Product: exocyst complex component 1 like
Exons: 4
Coding region: 338-907 (189 amino acids)
Source: RefSeq, a predicted model, not a curated record